Encephalitozoon cuniculi GB-M1 is the source of this 750-nucleotide messenger RNA. RefSeq lists its product as uncharacterized. The coding region runs from base 1 to 750 and encodes 249 amino acids. The record is from RefSeq and is marked provisional. The transcript has a single exon. Lineage: Eukaryota; Fungi; Microsporidia; Unikaryonidae.
AUGUUUUCGUUCAAGAGGAGAAUGGAGACAUUUGCAGGAUGGCCCGAGGACUACGGGGCGGCAACUCCGGAAAGUCUCUCCAUUGCUGGGUUCAUGUGCCUAUCUGCUGAGUCGGACGAUCUGACGGUGAGGUGUGUAUACUGUGACAAGACACUAGAGUGUUGGGAAAGAACAGAUGUGCCGGCAAAGGAGCACUAUCUGCACAUGAGUGUAUGCCCGCUCUUCAAUGUGAAUAAGGUGGAGGGCAGGGUGCAUAUGUUUGAUGGGUGGAAUCCAAAGGAGGCUCGAGUGCUUGCAAGGAAGGGGUUUGUCAAGUACAAUCUUGGAGACAUGGACUUCAUCUUUUGCUACAAGUGCGGGUCGAUUGAUAGGAACCAUGUGUGUAGACGAAAACGGGGAUGUCCAUACAAUGCGGAGAAGAGCUCAAACAUAUUCUUCUACGACCUGAUUGGAGGCGCCUAUAACAAAGAGUUGGCAAGGUAUACCGAGUGCAAUCUGUACAUUCCGAAUCAGCUGAGAGAGUUUCUGGGGAUGGUUGUGAGUGAUGCAAGGAUGUCUGCCCUGGGAAGCAUCGGAGAUGCCAUAGACGUGUAUGUAAGCAAUAAGCUGGCAGAUAUGGAGAAGGCCAUGGACAAUGAUAUUGAGAAGAUCCUCGGGGAGAUGGCAGGUGGGAUUGAAGGGAAGGACCCUGAGCGGGGACGGUGUAUGUCCCUGGAUGUACUCCCCACCACGGCGGAAAAUUCGAGGUAA